CAGCCGGAGAGCAAAACAGCGAAUUUUCGGUAAGUGGACGUAGAAGACCGAGCUACAACGAGCAUCUUUAAGGCUUUUCUUGGAAGGGUUAAAAAGACUUUCUUGGAACGGAAAGACUUUAACACAACUGCAUUCCCUAAUUCAGUGUCCUCCCCUUCAUUACAGGAUGGGGAAGCUGGGCAUCUUCACAAUUCUGUGUUUAGCUUUAAUGCUAUUGCUACAUGACACAUCAGCAAGCAAGAAAGGUUCAAGUAACAAGAAGCCUCCCACUAAAACUUCAUCAUCAUCUUCUUCUAACAAGCCUCAGCAGGGGAGCAACACCCCACCCAACUAUCCCAGGCAGCCCAAACCAAAUCCUGCAGGUGGGAGUUAUCCUGCAGGCGGGAGUUAUCCUGCAGGCGGGAGUUAUCCUGCAGGCGGGAGUUAUCCUGCAGGCGGGAGUUAUCCUGCAGGUGGGAGUUAUCCUGCAGGCGGGAGUUAUCCUGCAGGUGGGAGUUAUCCUGCAGGCGGGAGUUAUCCUGCAGGUGGGAGUUAUCCUGCAGGCGGGAGUUAUCCUGCAGGUGGUAGUUAUCCAGCAGGUGGGAGUUAUCCUGCAGGUGGUAGUUAUCCAGCAGGUGGGAGUUAUCCUGCAGGUGGGAGUUAUCCAGCAGGUGGGAGUUAUCCUGCAGGUGGUAGUUAUCCAGCAGGUGGGAGUUAUCCUGCAGGUGGGAGUUAUCCAUCAGGAGGGCAAUAUCCAGGACAAGGGGGCUCCAGUCAUCCCAACAAGUACCCUGGAGGUGGGAAUUACCCAGCUGGAGGACAGUAUCCAGGACAUGGGGGGAGUAGUCCUGGAGGGUAUCCUAACCAGAAUCCAGGAACAGGAGGUGUGAAUCAAGGUGGGCAUCCCAACAAGUACCCUGGAGGUGGGCAUUACCCAGCUGGAGGACAGUAUCCAGGACAAGGGGGAAGUAGUCCUGGAGGGUAUCCUAACCAGUAUCCAGCAAGAGGGGGUGUAAAUCCAGGUGGGUAUCCCAAUCACUACCCUUCAGGUGGUAGUUACCCAUCUGGUGGCCAGUACCCUGGAGGAGGGGGUGUAAAUCCUAACCAGUAUCCUGCAGGGAGAGGAUACCCUGCAGCUGGUGGCUACCCAGUGAGGCCAGAAGGACAGCCAGGAGGAUACCCAGGGGGAUAUCCAUCCAUGGGAGGAUCAUAUCCUAACUGGAAUCCCAACAACAAAAUUCUUAGUCCCCGCUAUGGAGGUGGAUUUGGGAGUCCAGGGUAUGGAACUGGUGGCUCCCCAUUCUCAAAAACGGUUAACAACAUGGGCUAUAAACCAUCUGUGAAGUCCAAAGGCUUUGCCAAAAAGGCAAUUUUGGCAGCUGGAGUUGGGGCUAUGACAGGAAUGGCAGUAGGGUAUGGCCUGGGUCGUUUUCCACGGCCACACUUUCAGUUCAGCAACCGCCAAGAGGAGCAGUACUACAACCAUUACAUGCAACAACGCUAUGGCAUGAAAUCUACUGACACAAAUGACUAUAAACGUGACUAUACAUUCAAACCACCGCCUAAGGCCCAGACUUAUGAAAAAUACAUGGACAACUGUAUGAACAGAUCUGACCUCUUGCAAAAUCGUGAUGCAAAGAUCAGUGUCGUCAGUGCCAUGAAUGGAUCACUUGCAGUUUCCAGUGGCAUUUCUGAGAAUGGUACGACUAAGCCUGUGGAGUCUCAAGAGAGCGAUGAUACAGUGAGCAUCACAGAGAUUGGUUACCCUGCACUCAUUCAGCAAAUGAAGGCUCGUAAAUGUGUACAACUCUACAUGGCAUACUCUGAGAGCUUCCUGCAGAAGCAGACACAACAGAAACCCAACAGUAGUGACCUACCUGGACAUCCUGGACUCCUUGUACUGCUCAUAACUGCCAUCAUGUCUCUCGGCAGCAACUUCUUGCUGCAGUGACAGCAAGGACAUGACCCUAGGGUGUGUUAAGUGUCAGACUAGGCUCAUCAAAAAUUCACCGGUAUUCAAUAUUCAUGUCACAAUCAUUACUUGACAUAUCACAAUAUUAUCAUAUUAUUAUUAUAGCAUGUUUUACAGUACCUGUCAUUUAUAUCCAGUAAACAUAGACAGCGAUACGACUUAGUCUUAAUCUUUUAUCCUCACCACAAUGCAACUGCUUGCUAGCUUCUCUGUAACUAAACUUCUAGCAAAGGCAAAGCUGACUGAUAUGGCUAGUUAACAAGCUUGUGCAAUACUUAAGAGUUAAUUUAAAACAUUACCAUAUUUCUCUUUGGUAAUGGAAAAUUAUUUUAUGAAGAAACAGUCAGGAAUUGUGGUUUUGCACUGAGAAUAAUCUGUAUAUUCUGCAUUAUUAUUAUUAUUAUUAUUAUUAUUAUUAUUAUUUUCAAUGAUAAAUUAUGUGUGACUUUUUGGUGUCUUUUUA
Molecule: messenger RNA, 2414 nt
Organism: Hemibagrus wyckioides
Lineage: Eukaryota; Metazoa; Chordata; Actinopteri; Siluriformes; Bagridae
Gene: prnpb
Product: prion protein b
Exons: 2
Coding region: 167-1930 (587 amino acids)
Biological process (GO): protein homooligomerization
Cellular component (GO): membrane
Source: RefSeq, a predicted model, not a curated record